Messenger RNA from Galeopterus variegatus (Sunda flying lemur), 3376 nucleotides. RefSeq names its product class II, major histocompatibility complex, transactivator (gene CIITA). Bases 1 to 3339 code for a protein of 1112 amino acids. The record is from RefSeq and is a predicted model, not a curated record. Gene Ontology annotation, molecular function: ATP binding; protein binding. Gene Ontology annotation, biological process: inflammatory response; positive regulation of MHC class II biosynthetic process; positive regulation of MHC class I biosynthetic process. Lineage: Eukaryota; Metazoa; Chordata; Mammalia; Dermoptera; Cynocephalidae. The transcript has 19 exons.
AUGGAAUUGGGGCCUCUAGAAGGCGGGUACCUGGAGCUUCUCAACAGCAAUGCUGACCCCUUGCACCUCUACCACUUCUAUGACCAGAUGGACCUGGCUGGGGAAGAAGAGAUCGAGCUCUGCUCAGAGCCCGACACGGACACCAUCAACUGCGACCAGUUCAGCAGGCUGUUGUGUGAUAUGGAAGAUGAUGAGGAGACCAGGGAGGCUUACGCCAGUAUCGCGGAACUGGACCAGUAUGUGUUUCAGGAUUCCCUGAUGGAGGGCUUGAGCAAAGACAUUUUCAUUGAGCACAUAGGAUCAGAGGAAGUGAUCGGCGAGCAUGUGGAGGUGCUGGAGGAAGCGGGGCAGAAAAGUCAGAAAAGACCUUUCCCAGAGGAGCUUCCCAUGGACCUGAAGCACAGGAAGCUAGCCGAGCCCCCUGCUGCACCCAUGGUAACUGGCAGUUUCCUGGUGGGGCCAGCGAGCAACUGCUCCGUCCUCCCCUGCCCUCCACCACCUACUCUGUUCAGCCAGGAGCCAGCAUCCGGCCAGACCUGCCUGGAGGAAACCAUUCAAGUGCCUGUGCCUCCCUCCACUUUCUCGCUGAGCUGCCUGAAUCUGCCGGCUAGGUGCAUCCAGUUCAUCCCCACUCUCCCCACUCUGCCCCAGGGGAUCUGGCAAAUCUCAGGGGCUGGGACAGAGGUCUCCAGUAUAUUCAUCUACCACGGCAAGAUGCCCCAGGUCAGCCAAAUCCCCCCUUCCAGCGGCUCAGCUGUCCACAGCCUCCCAAAGUCCCCAGACCGGCCCGGCUCUACCAGCCCCUUUACCCCAUCAGCAGCUGACCUGCCCAGCAUGCCCGAACCGGCCCUGACCUCCCGUGCAAACGUGACAGAGAAUGAAAUGUCCCCCACCCAAUGCCGGGCAGUUAAAGAGGUCUCCAGCAAGCUUCCAAAAUGGCCAGAGACGGUGGAGCAGUUCUAUCGCUCGCUGCAGGACAAGUACCGGGCCCAGCCCACGGGCCCAGAUGGCAUCCUGGUGGAGGUGGAUCUGGUGAGAGCACGGCUGCAGAGGAUCAGCAACAAGAGCCAGGAGAGGGAGCUGGCCACCCCAGACUGGGCAGAGCGGCAGCUGGCCCGUGGGGGGCUGGCCGAGGUGCUGCUGGCUGCUCAUGACCGCCGGCGGCCACGAGAGACACAAGUGAUCGCUGUGCUGGGCAAGGCUGGGCAGGGGAAGAGCUGCUGGGCCCGGGCAGUGAGCAGAGCCUGGGCCUGUGGCCAGCUUCCACAGUAUGACUUUGCCUUCUACGUCCCCUGUCACUGCUUGGACCGCCCGGGGGAUGCCUACCGCCUACAGGAUCUGCUCUUCUCCCUGGGCCCGCAGCCACUAGCGGCAGAUGACAAGGUCUUCAGCCACAUCUUGAGGUGGCCUGACCGUGUUCUGCUCAUCCUGGAUGCCUUCGAGGAGCUGGAGGCCCAGGAUGGCUUUCUGCACAGCAUGUGUGGACCGGCAUCCGCAGAACCCUGCUCCCUCCGGGGGCUGCUGGCAGGCCUCUUCCAGCGGAAGGUGCUGCGGGGCUGCACCCUGCUCCUCACGGCCCGGCCCUGGGGCCGCCUGGCCCAGAGCCUGAGCAAAGCUGAUGCCCUCUUUGAGAUGGCCGGCUUCUCAGCCGAGCAGGCCCAGACAUACAUGAUGCACCACUUUAAGCGCUUGGAGGCAACUGAGAAGCAAGAGAGAGCCCUGGAACUCCUCCGGGACCGGCCGUUUCUCCUCAGUCAUGGCCACAGCCCUACUUUGUGCCGGGCAGUGUGCCAGCUGUCUGUGGCCCUGCUGCAGCAGGGGGGUGAGGCCGAACUGCCCUCCACACUUACGGGACUCUACGUGGGCCUGCUAGGCCUGGCUACCCGCGAUGGCCCCCCGGAGGGCCUGGUGGGGCUGGCCAAGCUGGCCUGGGAGCUGGGCCGCAGACACCAGAGUACCCUGCGGGAGGGCCAGUUCCCCUCGGUGGAGGUGAGGACGUGGGCUGAGGCCAAAGGCUUAGUACAGCCUGCCCCGGGGAUUGCAGGGGCCGCAGAGGCUGAGUGGUUCUUCUCCAGCUUCCUCCUGCAAUGCUUCCUGGGGGCCGUGUGGCUGGCUCUGAGCAGUGAAAUCAAGGACAAGGAGCUGCUGCAGUAUUUAGCACUGACCCCAAGGAAAAAGAGGCCCUAUGACAACUGGCUGGAGGGAGUGCCACGCUUUCUGGCUGGACUAAUCUUCCAGCCCCACGCCCGCUGCCUGGGAGCUCUGGUUGGGCCAAUGGCAGCUGCCUUGGUGGACAAGAAGCAGAAGGUACUCUCCAGGUACCUGAAGCGGCUGCAGCCGGGGACACUGCGGGCAGGGCGGCUGCUGGAGCUGCUGCACUGCGCCCACGAGGCAGAGGAGGCUGGGAUUUGGCAGCACGUGGUGCGGGAGCUCCCCGCCCGCCUCUCCUUCCUGGGCACCCGGCUCACACCUCCCGAUGCACAUGUGCUGGGCAGGGCCUUGGAGGCGGCGGGCCGAGACUUCUCCCUAGACCUCCGCAGUACUGGCAUUGACCCCUCAGGACUGGGGAGCCUCGUGGGACUCAGCUGUGUCACCCGUUUCAGGGCUGCCUUGAGUGACACAGUGGGGCUAUGGGAGUCCCUGCGGAACCGUGGGGAGACCAAGCUACUCCAGGCAGUGGAGGAGAAGUUCACUAUCGAGCCUUUCAAGGCCAAGUCCCUGAAGGAUGUGGAAGACUUGGGCAACCUCGUGCAGACCCAGAGGAUAAGAAGUUCCUCAGAAGACACAGCUGGGGAACUCCCUGCUGUCCAAGACCUAAAGAAACUGGAGUUUGCGUUGGGCCCCACCGUGGGACCCCAAGCUUUUCCCAAACUGGUGAGGAUCCUCACAGCCUUUUCUUCCCUUCAGCAUCUGGACCUGGACUCGCUGAGUGAGAACAAGAUCGGGGAUGAGGGUGUCUCGCAGCUCUCAGCCACCUUCCCUCAACUGAAGGCCCUGGAAACGCUCAAUCUCUCUCAGAACAGCAUCACCGACAUGGGUGCCUGCAAGCUAGCUGAGGCCCUGCCCUCACUCUCUGCGUCUCUUGUCAGGUUGAGCUUGUAUAAUAACUGCAUCUGCGACGUGGGAGCCGAGAGCCUGGCGCAUGUCCUUCCAGACAUGGUGUCCCUCCGGGUGAUGGAUGUCCAGUACAACAAGUUCACAGCCGCUGGGGCACAGCAGCUGGCUGCCAGCCUGAAGAAGUGCCCGCAUGUGGAGACGCUAGCGAUGUGGACACCCACCAUCCCAUUUGGUGUCCAGGAACACCUGCAGCAACUGGACUCACGGAUCAGCCUGAGAUGAUCCCAGCUGUGCCCUGGACGAGCACAUUCUCUGAGGA